Messenger RNA from Ipomoea nil (Japanese morning glory), 365 nucleotides. Its product is annotated as ADP,ATP carrier protein 1, mitochondrial-like. NCBI's taxonomy places the organism in Eukaryota, Viridiplantae, Streptophyta, Magnoliopsida, Solanales, Convolvulaceae. The transcript has a single exon. The coding region runs from base 1 to 324 and encodes 107 amino acids. Gene Ontology annotation, molecular function: ATP:ADP antiporter activity. The record is from RefSeq and is a predicted model, not a curated record. Gene Ontology annotation, cellular component: mitochondrial inner membrane. Gene Ontology annotation, biological process: mitochondrial ATP transmembrane transport; mitochondrial ADP transmembrane transport.
AUGCAGCAGAAAAGUGGAGACCUACAGGAUAGUUUCUUCGCUAGCUUUGUUCUCGGAUGGGUUAUCACAAAUGGUGUUGGUCUUGCAUCUUACCCAAUUGACACUGUCCGGAGAAGAAUGAUGAUGACAUCUGGUGAAGCCGUCAAGUACAAGAGCUCUCUUGAUGCUUUUGCUCAGAUUCUUAAGAAUGAAGGUGCGAAAUCUCUCUUCAAGGGUGCUGGUACAAACAUCCUGCGUGCUAUUGCUGGUGCUGGUGUGUUGGCCGGGUAUGACAAGCUUCAGUUAAUAGUUUUCGGAAAGAAGUAUGGCUCUGGCGGGGCUUAAGUUGGGUGCUUCUCUUUUCAGUAGCAUAGUUAUAUGGUGAU